Molecule: messenger RNA, 1357 nt
Organism: Raphanus sativus (radish)
Lineage: Eukaryota; Viridiplantae; Streptophyta; Magnoliopsida; Brassicales; Brassicaceae
Product: auxin-responsive protein IAA13
Exons: 4
Coding region: 302-1054 (250 amino acids)
Biological process (GO): regulation of DNA-templated transcription
Cellular component (GO): nucleus
Molecular function (GO): protein binding
Source: RefSeq, a predicted model, not a curated record
AGACAUAUGGGUCCCGUUUCUCAUGACUCUCUCCACCACCUAAUCCUUUUCUUCCUCCCUCAAUUCUUGAAAACUCUCUCCAGAUUUCAAGAAAGCCCUUAAAAUCCUCCCUCUGUCUCUUUCUGUGUUGUUUGUUUUCUUGUUUCCUUAUCUCCUCUUUCUUUGUCUCCUUCUUAAUUUCCACUCCCAGGUGUUUCCAAGUCCUUAUCCUUGACUUCUAACAUACUCUAUCUAUCUCUUUUGUGUUUGGUUUUGGAUUCUUAGAGCUCUUUCUUGGUGAGUUUUUGUUGUGUGCUCUAAAAUGAUUACUGAGCUUGAUAUGGGGAAAGCUGAGAGCGAGCUAGAACUGGGUCUAGGGCUCAGCCUUGGCGGUGGAACGGCGGCCAAGAUUGUUAAACCAGGUGGUGGCGGCGCGUGGGGAGAGCGUGGGAGGCUUUUGACUGCAAAAGAUUUUCCUUCAGUUGGCUCUAAACGACCUGCUGACUCUGCUUCUCACGCUGGUGCAUCUCCUCCUCGUUCAAGUCAAGUUGUGGGAUGGCCACCUAUUGGAUCUCACAGGAUGAACAGUUUGGUUAAUAACCAAGCCACAAAGUCAGCUAGGGAAGAAGAAGAAGAAGAAGAGGAUGUUAAGAAGAAAGCCAAAGAUGAUGAGACUAAAGAUGUUGUUACAAAGAAAGUGAAUGGAAAAGUUCAAAUUGGGUUUAUCAAAGUGAACAUGGAUGGAGUUGCUAUAGGAAGGAAAGUUGAUUUGAAUGCACAUUCUUCUUACGAGAAUUUGGCGCAGACACUGGAAGACAUGUUCUUUCGCGCUAGUCCCGGUACUAUAGGGCUAACGGGUCAGUUCACCAAACCUUUGAGGCUUUUAGAUGGUUCUUCUGAGUUUGUACUUACUUAUGAAGAUAAGGAAGGAGAUUGGAUGCUUGUUGGUGAUGUCCCGUGGAGAAUGUUCAUCACCUCGGUGAAAAGGCUUAGGGUGAUGAAAACCUCUGAAGCUACUGGACUUGCUACAAGACAUCAAGAUCCGAAGGAGAGGCAAAGAAACAAACCUGUUUAGACUCUCCUUUUCCACAUUACGUUAUUACAGUUUUUUUUUUGUGGGGUUUUGCAAGUCUGAGUUACUUGUGAAGCAAGUAUAAGGAAGAAGCAGAAGCUAUAUCGUUCUUUUGCAGUUUAUGUAUGCUUCUUGGUUCUUGUAAUGUUUUUAUUUCUCUUUAGGGUUUUCUUUUUUGGUUGCUGUCUUUUGUUUUAUUGUUGCAGUUUCAUCAUAUACUAUGGAAGAGAAUGCUCUUUACUUCUUUUACUACACUGUAAAUAUUUGAAGCUUAUCUAAAAUCGUUUUAUGGGUUUUGUAACUAAA